UGGGCCCCAUCAAUCUGUGGAGGGGGAACCUGAGGCAGGAGGCUGUUCUGGAUGAAUCCGAACAAGUAUGGAUUUUUUGCUUGCUCCAUCAAAUUUCUUUCCUCUCUGUUCAAGGGACAUGAUCACCCUUGAAGUUCAACUCCUGUUCUGCCACCAUCUGUCUCAGACUAGGUGUCACCACCUGGAGGCUUGGCACUGCAGAUAAAUCCAUGUCAUGAUGUCUGUGUGAAUAACCAUAGGUACACAGGAUCCUAAGAUUUCGCAAAGAGAGGAAGAGGGGCUGGUGCUGAGCCUGAAGCCCUUGUUCAUUGGCUUUUGGGAUCCCUGCUCAUGGCAGAUGUCUUUAGCUGAGCCCACACUCUAUUGGUGCUCAGAAAUGUUCCCAUUUGGAGGACUAAAAAGAAAGGCAGCAGUACUGGAUGAUUGAGCUGGGAGGGCAUUGAGGGGGACUGGAGACAGCAGGUGAGGACUUGAAUGCCAGAAUGGGUACUCCAAAUUCUUUGGACAUUGGGAAGACAUGGGAGGUCCUUGAAUGGUGAAUAACUAGAGCAAAGCUCUUCACUGAUAUAUUUCCUCUUUCAAAAAGAUGACUCUGAAGAAAGCAGUCAUGGUUCCCUUUGUAGUAUCAUGGUAGGUGUGGUGUUGGUGGAGGAAGGGCAGUGAAGUGUCCAUACCCUGCCUUAUCACGGUCUUCUUAGUAUUUCUGAGCAAUUGUUUUCUCCAUUUGUUAGAUGGGAAAUGUAGAUUAUAUAGCCAUAUAUAGGUGCAUGUGCACACAUUUGUGUAUAUAUGACAUGUGACUGGAAAAGCCUUUCAGGUAUUGACUCUCAGCAGAGGACUCUUGUGGGAAACUAUCUUAUGACCCAUGUGCCUCAUGGUUAGAGGAUAUGUCUUUGGCAAAAAGUGCAGCAACCUGGGACAGUUUAUGAGCCUUCCCUUUCCUUGUCAUCAGCAUUUCUCCCCUACAUUGUCCUCUGCAUUUAGGGCAUUAAAGCUCUCGAGCCAUUUACUGCAUCAGAGCAGACAAGGAACACCAUUUUUUCCACCAGUAUCCCCAGAGAGCUAGUCUCAGGAACUUCUGUGGCCACACUGGCUCAGGAGACAACACACAGCAUGUUUGAGUUGGAUGUGUGUCAGGAGUCAGGAAAACCUGCUCUGAGCCCCAUUUUGCACCUUAGCAGUUCUAAGCCUUAUGAAAGCUACUUAGCUCUUCUGAGCCUCAGCUUCCUUCUCCACAGCAUAGGGAUUAAAUAGCAUUUUUGUUUUUGGGUAAACCUCAAAUGAAAUAAAAUCUAUGUGAAGAGCUUGGCUCAGAUAUCUACCAUUAUCACUGACAUUGUUAUUUAUUGUAAUUAAGGUCUCUGGGAUUAAUUUCUAAGAAACAGAACUUAAUCCCAGAUUCCCUGAUAGCAACUAAAUGUCAUGGACUACUGUUAUCUCUAGUGCUACCUACCACUACCAUACCGCCACAACCACCAUCAUCACCACCAUCACUUUCAUCAUUGUCACUAUAAUCACCCUUCCCUACCACUGUCAUAUUAAUUCAUUCCACUAAUAUUUAUUACUUAUAAUGUUCCUAGCAUGACUCCCAGUGCUUGGAUACAAUCAAACCUAACUAGCACAUCUCCUGUUUUCUUUAUUAGAAUUAAAAAAAUAUUGUGUUUAUUUAUGUGUAUGUGUGUUUCUGUCUGGAUAAGUAGGUCAGAUGAGAAAGUUGUUUUUCUCCUUUUACCAUUUAAGUUUCUCCUUUUACCAUGUGUGUCCUGGAGAUAGAACUCAGGUCAUCAGAAUUGGUAAUAAGUGCCCUUACCAGUUGAAUCAUUUGGCUGGCCCACCAUUUUCUGUUUUCAUUGCUAGACAACAUUGUGCACUUGGAAGAUCUUUGAUGAACUUUACAGGCAGUGCCCUGAAAAACCUCUGAGAGGAGUCUUAAGACAGACUGAGGAGAGAAGACAGCAUCUCUCUCUCUUGAUUCCUUCCACAAACUUACAUUCAGGCACACCAAGAUGAAGACAGCUACCAACAUUUACAUAUUUAAUCUGGCACUGGCUGAUACCCUGGUCUUGCUGACACUGCCCUUCCAGGGCACAGACAUCCUUCUGGGCUUCUGGCCAUUUGGGAAUGCACUGUGCAAGACUGUCAUUGCUAUCGACUACUACAACAUGUUUACCAGCACUUUCACUCUGACUGCCAUGAGUGUAGACCGAUAUGUAGCUAUCUGCCACCCUAUCCGUGCUCUUGAUGUUCGGACAUCCAGCAAAGCCCAGGCUGUUAAUGUGGCCAUAUGGGCCCUAGCUUCAGUGGUUGGUGUUCCUGUUGCCAUCAUGGGCUCAGCACAAGUGGAGGAUGAAGAGAUCGAGUGCCUGGUGGAGAUCCCUGCCCCUCAGGACUAUUGGGGCCCUGUAUUUGCCAUCUGCAUCUUCCUUUUUUCCUUCAUCAUCCCUGUGCUGAUCAUCUCUGUCUGCUACAGCCUCAUGAUUCGACGACUUCGUGGUGUCCGUCUGCUUUCAGGCUCCCGAGAGAAGGACCGGAAUCUCCGGCGUAUCACACGGCUGGUGCUGGUAGUGGUGGCUGUGUUUGUGGGCUGCUGGACACCUGUGCAGGUCUUUGUCCUGGUUCAAGGACUGGGUGUUCAGCCAGGUAGUGAGACUGCAGUAGCCAUCCUGCGCUUCUGCACAGCCCUGGGCUAUGUAAAUAGUUGUCUCAAUCCCAUUCUCUAUGCUUUCCUGGAUGAGAAUUUCAAGGCCUGCUUUAGAAAGUUCUGCUGUGCUUCUGCCCUGCACCGGGAGAUGCAGGUUUCUGAUCGUGUGCGCAGCAUUGCCAAGGAUGUAGGCCUUGGUUGCAAGACCUCUGAGACAGUACCACGGCCAGCAUGACUAGGCGUGGACCUGCCCAUGGUGCCUGUCAGCCCACAGAGCCCAUCUACACCCAACACGGAGCUCACACAGGUCACUGCUCUCUAAAUGCACCCUGAACCUUGAGCAUCUGGGGCCUUGAAUAGUUUUCUUUUGGUUCAGGAUGCUCAGUCCUAGAGGAAGACCUUUUAGCACCAUGGGACAGGUCAAACCAUCAAGGUGGCCUCCAUGGCCUCUAUCAGAUUAAGUUUCCUCCCUGGUAUAGGACUAGAGAGGACCAAAGAAACUGCAUGGAAACAUCCACAACACAGUGGACAUGCCUGGUGAGCCCAUGUAGGUAUACAUGGUUCACUUUACUCUUCUCUGGCUUCUCCCUGCUGCCCUGGCUCUAGUUGGGCUCAACUGAGGUAUUGUAAUGAUCACGUAGUCACUAUUGUGACUACCUGUUGUGUGCUAUUGUCCUCAGUCUUUCAGUGUUUUCACAGAACUGCUGACCAUACCUGGUGUUGCCUGGCCCUUAAGCUUGGAGUUGCCUUGGAGCAUCUUCUAGUCUGACUCCACUGAUGCAGUCAGAUUACCUGAGGUGGGUGAGCAUCAGUGGAUUCAUAGAUGUCUGUUUUCUGAAGAUUCUUUUCAUGCUGUACUAUGGAGUCUAUGAAGGGGACUUCGCACUUCAUCUGGUACUGCCACUGUCUGCUCCAUCAACCUGGACCAUCUUCUCAGCAAGAGGCUAGCAGGGAACAAGACACAUAGCUUCCCUAAAGCUCUUUCCUUCCAAAAACCACUGUGAACUCUUAUUCUAUAGACUGCUUGGCAAGCCCUGCUUGUAGGUGUGUGGGAGGUAAUCAGGAGAAAGUUUUGUGGCCUCUGUAGGCUGCUUACAACAUGGAGGUACCCCGUGCUGGUCUUGACUGCUUAGUAUGGGCAGGGCAGGAUAAUAUGCUCUCUCCUUAUUAUCCACAGCCUCCCUCAGCUCUCCAGCAGUCUUUCUUUUACUUGACAUCAGAGGUCAGCAGUUGUACUGCUAGAAGCAUACUUGUAGCCUGGGAGAAGUGGCAGUCAGAAUGUGUUCUAUUCUAUACCCACGGUGACCACCUGCUUCAUUUAUAGGGUUAGGUCAUAUCUGAGUAAGGCCUGAGCUUUCUGCCAAAUUGGAGGUUGGCAUCAAAUGAAGAGCUGGCAUGAGAGCUGAAGCCUAAAAUGGCUCAUUUGAGCCAAUCUGCAAGGACUAUUAUGAUUUGGGGGAUAUUGGAAGAAGAGUCUACACCUUGGAGAUAUAUCUGAUGGUUCACAGAAGAAGAGGAUUUGUAAAUACCCUUUCUAUGGGUCAGAUAUAAAAAUACCAGCAACCUUAGAUAGAAUCUGAUCUCACACCAAGACCUUGGUCAGGUGGUUUCAUGCCAUGCAGAACCUAGGCUGGUUCCUGUCUCAGAGAGACCUGGCCUUAACAAUCUUUCUGAGGAGACUAGGGUUCUUCCUAUGACACUUGUGCAGGAGCCAUUAGCUCUACUGUUUUCUUGCUAAUGCUAGAAACUUUGUGAAUUUGUAUACCUUUAUGUAUUUAAGCAUGCAACAAGUGUCAUUUCCGUGCAUGUAGCCAGCCCUGAACCUGCCCCUGGGGUAAUGAAGGAGUGCUCAUAAUAAACACUUACCCAGUGACUAGUACUGUCCAUA
This is a messenger RNA of Mastomys coucha (southern multimammate mouse), 4529 nucleotides long. RefSeq names its product opioid related nociceptin receptor 1 (gene Oprl1). Lineage: Eukaryota; Metazoa; Chordata; Mammalia; Rodentia; Muridae. The record is from RefSeq and is a predicted model, not a curated record. Gene Ontology annotation, cellular component: membrane; neuron projection. Gene Ontology annotation, molecular function: neuropeptide binding; nociceptin receptor activity. Gene Ontology annotation, biological process: neuropeptide signaling pathway; sensory perception of pain. The transcript is spliced from 4 exons. Bases 2007 to 2876 code for a protein of 289 amino acids.